AUGUAUUACUGGAUCGGUUAUGAAGCUAUUUCUGCCAUCUAUGCAUCUAUAAUAUGGUCAUGUCUUCUGAUUACUGGAGCUAGAUUUUACCGUGAAACUAGUUUGAAGGAGCCUUUGUUGAUAUUUAGUAUUCUUUCAUUAAUUGGUUUAAAUGCUAUACAUUGGGUAACCGUUAUUCUCAACUUGAAGCAAAUGAAAGAUCAACCGGAUUUGGUCAUUUUAAUAUUUCAAGCUAUCUUAUGGAUGAUAUGUGGAAUGUGUUCUUUUAUUUACACUUUUACACCAAUUUUAACCGUUCAUUUUAAUCACAUUGGUUUGAAGGCAAGGUUUGAUGUUGAGAUUAAUGGCGACAUAAAUUCUCCUAAGGAUGAAAAUGAUAAUGCCACUGAAAAUUCUUUUGACACCAUUCCUUCUAUCCGAAAUUUAAAUGAUCCAACUGGACAAAAAUAUUCUAUUAGUUCUCGGAAUGCCGCUGUAGGAUCCUGGUAUAUGAUCACUAUAGGUUUCUUAACUUUAGGUUAUGCAACUUUUUACAUAAUCGUUUUUAUCACACCUCCAUUUGUACCAUAUCAUCCGAUCACAAACUCAGUGGAUUUUAUGCUUAGAACUAUUUAUUUGGGAGUUUAUGGCAUACCCCCAACAAAAGGUUUACUACAUUGGGUAGCUAGAAAUGUAUUAGGAAUGAAAGGAAAUUUGACUUCACUCAAAACGUCUGGAACACAUUCUACAGUUGCGGCAAUUUCUGAAGUCCAAGGAAAAGGAAGAACCAAAGACCGAAGCCCAUCACCAUCAACCACUAGCACAAAACAACAAAUAACAUCGCCACCGUUGCCUCUCAAUAAAGAUCAAUUAUCUGUUUUGCGGGAUAAGAUCAAUUCAACCAAUGAUGAUAACAUUAGUAAAGAGGAUACUACUAGUGAAGAUGACAAUAGCAAUAUAUCAACAUUGAAGAGAAAGAAGUCAAAAGAUAAUGAUACAAAGAAAUUAAAGAAAUUGAAAAAAAAUGAUAAGUAUAAAUAG
Molecule: messenger RNA, 1020 nt
Organism: Dentiscutata erythropus
Lineage: Eukaryota; Fungi; Glomeromycota; Glomeromycetes; Diversisporales; Gigasporaceae
Source: the annotation of a GenBank genome assembly